AAAAAGAAAAAAAAAGAAAAAAAUUCAGAGACUACUAGUUAAACAGCUACGGCUUUAUUAAUGAUUUAUUCAACCGCUCGGGUCUUUGUGCAGUAAAAAGUCGACGCGAGAUGAAUAAACGGAUGCGGUGUAACUUUGUUGGCACGCUUUGUAUCCCUCAAGUUAUUCCGUCUUUGUAAGCUCUUCUGCGUCACGUUAAUUCAAAUCAGUUAAACGCCGCCUCAGUUUUAACAGUUAGCUUGGUCACCAAAUUAAAAACACUCCUGUUUGUGCGAUAGUGGAGAGACUCUGGUGCUACGGUUUUGUCUAACUUUAUUCCCGAGGCGGUCGUUGUCUCUCUACAAAGCGAGUCUUGUCACUUUGUUGUGGUCAAGUCAAACUGCACAAUGGCCGCGCAACACCCCUCUGUUUAAUCUGCUAAAAAGUGCUAGCUCAGUCUAUUCUUGUUUAUGUGCGUCAUUUAUUUAAUUUUUUGAGUCGAGAGGGAUGUUUUUAGCUGCAUCGCUUAGCAUAGCACAUAUAUGCUGGGUUUAUGCAGCGCAUGAAAGUUCAUAAAUGGAGCAGAAAUCUGGAAAACAACAAAUUAAAACCAUGGAUUCGGUGGGUAUCUGCACAGCUACAUCUGCAGGAGAUAAUAAACAGCGUACCAACAAUAAGAACAGAGACCGCCACAAACAGCUCCACCUCAGGAAGAAUGCCGUUCAGCCCCUAGCUAUGCAAAAUGAAGAUAAGUGUGGACCAAAAAAGAUAUCAGAGGAGUGGGAGCAGAGCACAGUGCGGCCUUCAUCAAAGAAGCCCUCGCAGGAAGUGCCGCAAAGCCAGUGCGGGACAAAUAACCAUGGGAAUGCGCUCCGGUUCACCUGCUCUCAGUGCAGUGACAAUUUGGAAUAUGUUCCCAAAGACUUAAUGAGACACUUUGAGGAAAAACACAGAGGGAUUACCCCAUUUUUUUCCUGUCAUGUAUGUAGUUUUAGCACAGACAAGUUCUCCUAUCUUCAGGUCCACCUAUUAAGCCACAAAGACACUUUUUCUAGCUGCAGCAUAUGCAAUGAUGACAUUAGACGCACAUGGCCUGAAUUCAGUGCUCACCUGACUGCGUAUCACUGCCCAAACGGCAAAUACUCAUGUGAAAUGUGCCAGAAAUUCUCCACAGGUGAUGUUAGAGUAUUUUUAGAGCAUGUGUACGUACAUAAUUUGGACCUGGAAGGAGCCGAUGAUCUGUUGGUGCACACAAAGGACGUGAAUCAGCUAUCAACUACUCAAAGGUUACACUGUCAUCUCUGUGGCUUUGAGGCAUCUCAGAAAUGGUUGAUAACUAAGCACAUUAAGACUGCCCAUAUGUGCCAGAAUGGCAACCAGAAGAAAAAAAGGAAGGCGGUUCAUUCUCUAGCAAUACAACCAAAUGAUACAAUCCCCAAUGUGAAGCCCAGAACAAGAAGUGUAGUUAGGGAAAUGCGCUGGCUGACGCCGGACUGCCUUUCUCUGCCCGGGAAAGAAUUCUUGGAUAAAUACUGCCAUCUGUCAGAUCCACAAACAACACUAGAGGAGACUCAACAGUUUCUGAUGAAAUCUGUUGCAGGAGAAACUGGUGACCAGAAAUGGACCAAGGCCCUGAAAACUGUUCUGUCAAACAUCCCGCAAGAUAUAAAUCUUCUCCCCAUGCAGGAGAACAGCAUCGUGUCAUCAGAUCUUACUGUUUUGACGCUGAAGAACAAGAUAACUGUAGCUCAGAACGGUGCUUCUUACGGCAAAAGGUUGAAAACGGUGGCAUCGUCAGAUAAGGAAGCUGAAAGUGCUGCUGGCGAUGCUCAGUGCGUGGUCAACCAAAAUGGAUGUCACUCGACUUUGAACGAGUGUGCUCCGUGUAUGCAUGCUGAAAAUAAACUACAUAAUGAUGUCUCGGCAUCAGCCCACACUGAGCCAACGGAGUGCACUCACAUCCAGGAAAACCGAGAGAAUCAGGAACUAAAGAUUGCUCAGGAAACUGAAGAGCAUAUUAAAAAGCUGGAGGGGCCUGUUUAUGGUGAUGGCAAUCAUGUUCCCAGUGAUCUGAAGUUGACAAAGGAGGCUGAGGAGCAAAUGCCCAAAUAUAAAGUCAUGCCAAAAAACAAGAGGAAAUGUCGACGGCGUAAAAGGAAGACCAGGUUUAAAAAAGCAAAUAAAAGGUCACCAGAGCUGUCCUUAAAGAUAGUAUUGAAAAAAAAUCCUGUGAAGGACAAGCAGUGGGUGUCACAAACUUCUUUGUCUCCAUCAGAGGGCAGUGGCCAGCAUGGACUGCAAUAUCCUCAUACGGCAAUGGAGGAGACUGUACAGAUUGUCCAAACCGUGUGCCCAUUAGAAGUACACCAGAAGAAAUGGACCAAAGGUUCAGAGACUGAACUCUAUGACCAAUUUGAAGCCAUUAGCUCAAUUCAGCAAUCAAAGCCAAAAGAGGACUUCACUCCAGGAUGCACUGCAAAACCAACAAGUUCUAGAAAUAUGACUGCAAACACGCCAGAUCUACGUGAAGGUUUGAUUCCGGCACAUCAAGAACUGGAGGGCGAUGCAGAGAAGUUGCUGAACUUCAUGGAAGUUGACAAGAGCAUUUCAGCCCUUUGGAUGAGUCCAACAAAUCCAAAGGCUGGGUCAGUGACUGAAGCAAGCCUUGAGAAUGUAGGGCUUGAGCCAUCGCAGAAUGGCAGUCGCUACCCUGAGUCGAAUGAUGAGAUGAGUUCUGCUGCUGAUGGAGUGACUCCUCAAACUUCCUCUAUUUCCCAACCGGCUCUUCCAACACGAGAUAAGAUGGGUUCCUGCUGUGGCCCAUCUGCAAAGCUGAGUGAUCGGAGCAUUGAAGGGGUGAAAUUUGGAGAAGUGCCUGUAGACUCCUUCACAAACAUCCUCAACAAAAACCAUUCACCUGCUGGUAAAGCCAUCCAAGAAGAGCCCUCAUCAGCCCCUGGCUGUCGGUGGCAGCCCGUCCCAAAAGAUCUGGAGAGGACCUUGAAGUUGGUAGCCUUAAAUCCCUCUCAGCUGGUAAAGCGUCCAACAGGAGACCAGCCUGUUGUAGUGCUAAAUCAUCCCGAUGCUGACAUUCCUGAGGUGGCCAGGAUCAUGGAGGUUGUGAACAGGUACAGAGGAGAUGUGCAGAAGGUCAUACUGUCACGCAGGACUCUGAACGCGCUCUCGGCUUUGAGCAGCGAGCUCCCUGCGGCAGACGACCUAACGGAAGCCGCGUGGAGCGGUAAAAACUCAGUGCAGGAAAGGUUCUCUUUGAAGUUCAAACUUCGCAGGCUGAGCAGGAAAAAGUACGAAAUGGUGGGCGUGAUGUCUCCCAGCAGAGACGUCGUGACGAAGUUUCGCUGCUGGUUUUGCGGCAGGGUCUUCACCAGUCAGGAAAUGUGGCUGGCCCACCGGCAGCGGCACCUGAUGGAGUGGAAUAGGCCAAACUGUGAAAACUCUUAAAUGUCGCACACACUGGAUUUAAAAAAACAAAACAACCCAAAGCAAACUUAAAAUAGUCUGGAAAAAGGUGAAUUUGCAAUAAGAGAACGCAAUAAUGGAAACCAUUUUUAUUUUUACGUCUAAAAGGUUGUUGUUGUUUUUUUCUUCUUUUCUUUGAUAAGAAUCAAGUCAUGCUUCCUGGAGGGUUCACAUUCUCAGGGUAUUUUUACCUAUUGUCUCUCCCAGUCUGAGUAGCUUGAUGCACCUCUUUUUGGAGAUGAGUGAUUAUAUGUAAAGCCACAAGGAAGUGGCGUUGAUAAUUUUGUUCUUUGUUUGUCUUAUUGUCUACGCAAUAGCUUUAUUUAAGGUGACAUAAGUACACUGUUGUAUGAAAUCUUUAUAGAACACUGUAAUAUGUAUAUUUGCCAUACCAUCUGUUUUACGGAUCAGUUUAUGUACGGGUAGGCUAUACAGUGUGGUAGCUGUAAUAUUUAUGUUUUUUGGAAUGGGUCACAGGGACCCACAAGUUACUCGGAUAAACCAAAACUGUGUUUAAAACAAAAAAACAAAAAAACCAAAACCCCAAUAAGCUGUUUUAUGAAACAUUUAUUUAUGAUACUUCGGUUUAGCCUUUAUGUGCUUCCUAUAUGCAUUUCCUCCCCAGGUCAUUAGCAAAAUAAGUGUAUUUGCUUUUUUUUUUUUUUUUUUCCCCCUUUUGUGUAAA
This is a messenger RNA of Haplochromis burtoni (Burton's mouthbrooder), 4144 nucleotides long. RefSeq lists its product as uncharacterized. The coding region runs from base 556 to 3441 and encodes 961 amino acids. NCBI's taxonomy places the organism in Eukaryota, Metazoa, Chordata, Actinopteri, Cichliformes, Cichlidae. The transcript is spliced from 3 exons. The record is from RefSeq and is a predicted model, not a curated record.